AAUGCCUAAAUAUAACUUUUAAAAACUCUUGGUACAUAAUUUCGGUGCACAAAACCCGGUCCUGGCUCUGGAACAGAGAAAGCUGCCAAAGCCAAGGAGGGGACUUAGUUUCCAUUGAAACCGAAGAAGAAUGGAAUUUCAUCAAUGAGCAGAUUCAAAGGCGAGAUAUUAAGCGCUAUGGAGAUACAUGGAGUAUUGGUUUAACAAAAAGGGCCGGGAAUUGGACUUGGGUGAAUGGAAGACCGCUGACUGUUUGCAAAUGGGAACAAGGGGAGCCAAGAGGUGAACACGACGCGGCUUUCAUAUACAAGCGGUCCAAUAAUGGGGAGCAGGGCGUGUUUGGUGGUGUUAAUGGCACAAGUAUAGAAUAUCGCCGCGGUUAUAUUUGUGAGAUUUCCGAGG
Pocillopora damicornis (cauliflower coral) is the source of this 402-nucleotide messenger RNA. RefSeq names its product macrophage mannose receptor 1-like. The record is from RefSeq and is a predicted model, not a curated record. NCBI's taxonomy places the organism in Eukaryota, Metazoa, Cnidaria, Anthozoa, Scleractinia, Pocilloporidae.